CAAACUGAAAGAAAUUAUUACCUACUAUCUAACAAAAAGAGCUUUGCAAUAUUUUAUCUUUCAAAUGAUGUACUUAUUUACUUGAUUUAUUCACGCUUUAAGCAUUUUCGUGCACAGCCGAGCGAAGUUGGCAGCGCAUGACAGUGCGUCUGGCCACAUUGAUCUUACGUGCUCGCUCGCUCUGCUGGCUGUUGUGGUUGUAGGCUAGUGGCAUUUUGUUACCGCUCACGCUGUUUUUUCUUUCUCUUGUGCUGUCGAGCAUGGUUGGGUAAACUACGCAAUAUGCCUGGAUGCUGCUGUGCACCGGGGUGCAACUCUAACUAUGCUCAUGGACCUAAAGCGCGCGUCUAUCGGUUUCCGAUGGACGCCGACCAACGAACCGCAUGGACGAGAGCGAUCCCUCGCAAGGAUUUUGCGCCCACAAAGUACACUGUGGUGUGUGAGAAGCACUUUCUUACAAGUGAUUUCGUGACCACUUCGACCUAUCGAGAUGAGAAAACCGGACGAGUACUUGAAGUUCCUCUCCAGCUGAGACGACUCAAGUCUGGUGCUAUCCCGAGCCUAUUUCCAAACUGCCCUUCAUAUCUUUCUCGUCCCACUACUGUUGUCCGGGAAGGCCCUGAAGAGAAGCGGCUUCGUCUAGAGGGAGAAUCACUACAGGAGGCAAUAAGGCAGUCCGUUGAAGCUCACGAAGAAGAGAAGAAAAAGAAUAACAUCAGUACUUUUGACGACUUGCUCAUCGCUCUGACAAGUUUCCAGACAAACACCUUCUGGACAAAACUUGUUACUCACGACAAAGUCCUCUUCCUAAACUUCGAUUCUCAAGAAGCUCCAACUGUGCGGUUUUCUGUAACAGUGUCAGCUGAUUUGAUCGUGAAAGUGUUUGUUGGUGACGUGCAGCUUAACAAGCUCGGGACCCUCGUGCUUCCUGUUUGUUUGUGUGAUGUGCGGGAAAUCGACAAGGUCCUUAUUGCUGUGCAAAGUUUGGCAGGAAACUUCUCCGACAGUGAAGAACGCUUGCAGAUUGUCUUGAAGAAGACAGUGGAAACACUGGAGGAACUAGCGUCACAAAGUUUCCCACACGAGUGGCAAGUAGAAGUUGUCAAGUUCGUAAAACAACAAGUCGGCAUUUUACUGAGCCCAACUUCGAGAUACCCUGCGGACUUGCUGGUAUUUGCUAGCCUUGUGUUCACAAUAUCUCCCCAUGCGUACAGAUUUAUUAGGUCCACAUCAAAGUUCAAACUUCCACAUCCCGACACAAUUAGACGUGUCUGUGGGUCAUACCGUGUGAACCCAUGCUCUGAGCAACAAGAUGCUUUAUUUCUGUCGUAUGCAAAGAGGUUGGCCGUAGGAAUGGAUGACCACGAAAAACUGUGA
Rhipicephalus sanguineus (brown dog tick) is the source of this 1377-nucleotide messenger RNA. RefSeq lists its product as uncharacterized. The record is from RefSeq and is a predicted model, not a curated record. Lineage: Eukaryota; Metazoa; Arthropoda; Arachnida; Ixodida; Ixodidae. The coding region runs from base 283 to 1377 and encodes 364 amino acids. The transcript has 2 exons.